Messenger RNA from Lecanosticta acicola, 1634 nucleotides. The record is from the annotation of a GenBank genome assembly. NCBI's taxonomy places the organism in Eukaryota, Fungi, Ascomycota, Dothideomycetes, Mycosphaerellales, Mycosphaerellaceae.
AUGACUCGCAAGAACAAGCGCAAGGCGGAGCGUGAGCCGGAUGGCGCUCCAGACGGCCACAAAGUGAGCCUCGUCCCGGACACAGUCAUCACCGACCCCGAGAUCCUCAAGCGCACCAUCUUGGCUCCCUUCUACAACCGCAUUCAGGCCGAUGCCAACACCAUCGCCCACCUGCAAGAUGAACUGCGCGGUCUGAGAAGCGGCAACCAGAUCGAGCAACCCGAUCCGGACAUCUCCCCCGCGAAACUGCCCCAGGCGCACCCUCUGGCCACCCAGAUCCGGCAGACUCUGGACGAUCCAGCACCGGAUGAGAGUAUCCAUCUCUGCGGUCUCGCUCCUCUGCGUAUCAUCGACAACCGACCGCACGACGUCCUCGCUCUUGCCAAGGAGAAGCUGCACGCAUGGCCCUUCAACGACGUGCCGACCUGCUGGCGGCGUCUCUACGAGGAGGCAUCUCUCUACAUUGUCGUCGACUUGCUUGACCGCAUCGCCGCCAACUUCUUCGCCGAGCAUGUCGACACGCUGGUGGCGAUCAUCAAGCAGCUCGAUGCCGCAGUCGUUGUUGCAGGCGCUCCGGGGCGGAAGGAGCUCAUCGAGGAGGUUCUGAAGCAAUUGGAAGGUACAGUUCCCCUAUUCAUCCCAUCCCGCACUCUCCAACUCUGACAUGCAGCAGAUCCUCUUUCCCAUGUUUCGAUCCCUGAGUGGCCUCGUGGCUGGAUCGUGCAGCGGCCCAGCAGCUUGCAGACCAAUUUCUCCAUUCCACGCGCCUCUUACAUCUGGGCCAUCGACUGCUUCCAGAUUCACCUCAACAAUACCGCCUCUCCCGUCAUCAUACCCAGCGCCUUGAUCGAAUGGCCCGCAAUGGAGCUCUGGCAGGACCCCAACUACCUUCGCCAGCGAACGCUUGGUGGACACCGUACCGUCCCGGUCGAGAUCGGCGAACACUACCUGGACCCCUCGUGGAAUCAGGAGCUCAUGACCUUCAAUGAAUUCGCCACCGAGUUUCUCCUCCCAGAGCACCCCCAACAUACCGGCUAUCUUGCACAGCACGAUCUCUUUGCACAGAUCCCGGCGCUGCGAAACGACAUUCAGAUUCCCGACUACUGCUACACGCACCCGCCGCGGGCUCGAGGCGCCGCUGCCCACACCGCCGGCUUAGCCACGACCAAGAAACUCACCGAGCCUCUUCUGCACGCCUGGCUUGGACCCAAAGGCACCAAGACCCCUCUGCACACGGAUCCAUACCACAACAUCCUCUGUCAGGUGGGUAGACCCCGGUAUUUCUCCCUUCCAAAUCCCCCACUCAUUGUCUGCCCAUUCAGGUCGUCGGCUACAAAUACGUCCGCCUCUACCCGCCCACGGAGACGGAGAAACUCUACCCGUCCGGCAUCACCGGCGCGGGCAUCGACAUGCGGAACAACUCGCAGGUGGACGUGUCGCAGUGUCGUCCUGACAGGGCCACGACGGAUCUCGACAAGCUCCGCGAGACGCAGUGGAAGUUCCCACUCUUCCAGGAGGCGAAAUAUGUCGAGGCGAUCCUGGGGCCGGGGGAGUCUCUCUACGUCCCAUUGGGCUGGUGGCAUUUCGUGGAGAGCUUGACUGUGAGCUUUUCGGUAAGUUUUUGGUGGAAUUGA